AUGUUGCCACCUGAAAGUGCAAAGAGGCUCGACAUUUCUUCAUCAACAACACCUACUCCAUCCAACACAAAAUGCCUCGUGACGAGCCUCUGCGCUACAACGACUCCCCUCCUCGCGGAGGCGCUCGAGGACGAGGCGGCCGUGACCGCUCCCGCAGCCCAGUCAGGGAUUCGAGGCGCUACGAUGACCGGAGGGACCGGGAUUAUGGCGGUGACCGGCGGCCGCACGACGAUCGCGGCGAUCGGGACUACGGACACCCCGACCGUGAGCGGCGGUAUGAGCGUGGAGGCUACGACAGGGGACGGGGCGGAUACAGCCGCGACUCGCGCGAUUCUCGCGAUUCCCGAGACUCGAGGGACCGUGACUGGGAUCGGGAUCGUGGAGACAGGUACGGUGGCCGCGGGGGACGGAGCGGGCGCGACCGCUCUCGCUCCACCCGCCGAGGAGGAAGAGCAGGAGGCCGAGCCCGCCGAGGAGAUGGACGAGGAGACUGCUGCUAUGGCGGCCAUGAUGGGAUUCGGAGGGUUUGGAACCACGAAGGGUGCCGAGGUCGAGGGCAACGAUGUUGGCAUGGCCAAGGUCAACAAGAAGCGCACUUGGCGUCAGUACAUGAAUCGUCGUGGUGGAUUCAACCGUCCUCUCGACAAGAUCAAGUAG
Molecule: messenger RNA, 657 nt
Organism: Trichosporon asahii var. asahii CBS 2479
Lineage: Eukaryota; Fungi; Basidiomycota; Tremellomycetes; Trichosporonales; Trichosporonaceae
Exons: 3
Coding region: 1-657 (218 amino acids)
Biological process (GO): RNA splicing
Cellular component (GO): precatalytic spliceosome
Source: RefSeq, a predicted model, not a curated record